GUCGACUUCGAGAAUUAUUUUUCGAAGAAAUAAAUGUCAAAUGUUCCAAUAGAUUUUUCUUGUAGUUUUUCAUCGAGCUAACAACUGACGAAUAAAUCAAUCUACAGAUAUGUUGGUGCAACACGUUUUGAAACAAGGCCUUUUGGUUAGAAACGCUGGAGCUCUGUCGCGCGCAGCAUACCAUGGUGGUCAUCAUCAGCAGUCGACAUUGAACGAUCUGCCCGUGCCAGCAGGUGAUUGGCAGGAACAGUACUCCCGCCAGAACACCAGGUACAAUGCAUGGUUAGCCGCGGGACUUCUUUUCUUCGCCGGCACCAUUGGUUUCGUGAAGACAUCUGGCGUCAUCGAAUUGAACAGCAAAGCACCAGAGUCGCUUGACUAGAUAGUUAUUUAGCCUAAUUCCA
This is a messenger RNA of Zeugodacus cucurbitae (melon fly), 404 nucleotides long. RefSeq lists its product as uncharacterized. The record is from RefSeq and is a predicted model, not a curated record. NCBI's taxonomy places the organism in Eukaryota, Metazoa, Arthropoda, Insecta, Diptera, Tephritidae. The transcript has 4 exons. The coding region runs from base 110 to 382 and encodes 90 amino acids.